AUGAUGAUUGAGAUGAAUAAAGCCGUGGUGCCGGGGGGGCAAGUGUGUUUGAGGGUUGUUCCGAAUCCGAACAAAGCAGCAGCAGGAGGCCGCCGCCUCCAAAACCUUGUCAAUGUCCUCGGCAAAGGCAAAUUAGGAGGUAAUAUUUUCGUUUCUUCACCACCACCACAAUUAGUAGCAGCAGCUGCAUCCACACCAAUUCCAAUCCCAAUCCCGAGAAGAAGAAGAUUAAUGGCUACUUCCAACUCCUCCAACGCUGACAUCUGCCGUUUUAUUCCUUCCUCCCCCUACGGUGACCCCUGCCUUGAUCUCUUUUUCAACUCCCUCAGACCAGACGACUGCGGAUAUACCCCAGUCUGCCUCAAAUAUCGGAAGCAACUGCUUCCCUUGGCCUGGUCCCACAAUCCCCUUACCACCCUCAAGCUCAUCUUCAGCGCUCAGACUAGCAGUUUAGAGGGCAUGACGUUCGACACGGCCGUGCUUUGGCUCCACCACAACCACCCAAAUACUCUGUUACGCAAUCUUCACUCCCUUGUCAACUCUGUCUCCUAUGGUGAGGGCUUGUAUACACUUGUCCAAAUUCUGUCCAACCUUCUAGUUCAGAAACGAGGCGGCCAAGACAACGACGCUGCUGCUCAUCCAGAGAGGUAUGACCUUGAUCCGGAUUAUAGGUUGUUACACGACCGUGUUAUUGAUAUUUUUGUGGAGCUACUGAAGUCUGAUAUUGACAAAAUAAAGCACCACAAGCUGAAACUGAAGUUUUUAAAUGAUGAUGAUGACCUGGACGACUUCGACCAACUUGAUGUUGAUGGUUUCGUAUCCGCUGCUGCAGAGUGUUGCACUGACAAAUAUCUUAUAAAGGGCCACCGCGCCUGCGCCCGCAUCAUUUUGCUGUGUGAAAGCAUUGGGAGGAGGCUUUUCCCCCUAGAAUCAGAUCAAUCAGAUGAGUGGGAACGGCUAAGGAAGAAGGUUUUGGUGCCCUUGAGCAAGUACUACCGUCGUCAAGUUCACACCGAUUGCUACCAUCGUGAAGUCCGAGAGCGCUGUGUGGUUGAGAAGUAUUUGGAGGAGGUGAAGGCGGCAGCAGGAGGAGGAGGAGGCAAUCUAAGAGGUGGAAUAAUAAAGCUGGAUGCUUCGCUUCCAAAUGAGAUCAUAAAAUAUGUAAGAAGGGAGGAUGUCCGGGAAGCCGCUGAGGUUCAGUGGAAGGCAAUGGUAGAGGACAUAAAGCAGGGGGAGGGUUUGGGAAAAUUCAAAAACUGCUUGGUGGUGGGCUCUUAUUCACUGGACGCUAAAUUGGAUGAGCGUUAUCCAGAGGAGGCCUAUGCAGAGGCAGGGUUGGAAAUUCUGGUGUCUGAAAUGAAUGAAGAGCCAUGGAAAGGAAAGAUAAUAACAUACAGUGAUGAAAAAUAUCAGCUAGACUUGAUACAAGGACAUAAUCUUACGUCCAAGUUCGAAUUUAUGAGAUCCGUGGAGACCUGCUGGACCUCCUUGGUGGAAUGUAAUAAGGAAUUUUUGGAGGUGUUUGAUUUGAUUCUGGAAGUGGCUGUGAAUGAGAAGUUGAGGGCAGAGCAGAUGAUCAAGAAGGUAAUUGUGUUCACCGAACAUCUAGAACCUAUUGACAGCCCCAUCUGGGAUGUUCAGUACAACGCACUACAGAGCACGUUUGAGGCCAUUCGGAGAAAGUUUAGGGAUAAAGGGUACGGGGAUGACUCGGUGCCUCACAUUUUGUAUUUCAACGAGACCGAGCAACCCUGGAUUUGUACACAAGAUCCAGGCUUCACGCUGUUGAGUGGCUUCUCCAACAAUAUGUUCAAGUCCUUUUUGAAAAAUGGUGGGGAAAUUGGCCCGCACCAUCUCAUGGAAGCAGCCAUCGCUCACGAAGAGUAUCAAACUCUGGAGGUAGUUGACUGA
Molecule: messenger RNA, 1911 nt
Organism: Prunus dulcis (almond)
Lineage: Eukaryota; Viridiplantae; Streptophyta; Magnoliopsida; Rosales; Rosaceae
Exons: 1
Coding region: 1-1911 (636 amino acids)
Source: RefSeq, a predicted model, not a curated record